Phaeodactylum tricornutum CCAP 1055/1 is the source of this 831-nucleotide messenger RNA. RefSeq lists its product with no specific name. The record is from RefSeq and is a predicted model, not a curated record. Lineage: Eukaryota; Bacillariophyta; Bacillariophyceae; Surirellales; Neidiaceae. The transcript has a single exon. The coding region runs from base 1 to 831 and encodes 276 amino acids. Gene Ontology annotation, molecular function: oxidoreductase activity, acting on the CH-OH group of donors, NAD or NADP as acceptor.
AUGGCAACCUCGUUGCGUUUGUCGGGUCAACGCGUACUAGUGACGGGCGCAGGCCGGGGCAUCGGUCGAGCCAUCGCUCAACUGUGUGCCGCCGAAGGCGCGCGGGUGGCCUUGACGGCCCGGACGACAUUGGAACUGGAAGAAACAGCACGACUUUUGCCAAAAGGUCAAUCCCUGGUUCUAACGGCGGACGUGACAAGUGACGAACAAGUGGAAAGCUUAGUCCAAGCAGUGGUUCAAGCUUGGGGUGGGAUUGAUAUUCUCGUCAACAAUGCUGGUGGUGCCCAAGCCUCCAAAGGUCUUCUACACGAGUUACCUGCCGUAAAUUUGACGCGAUUACUGGAUCUCAAUGUAGUUUCUGUACAUCGUGUUACUGCUGCCGUGCUAAAACACGCCAUGCUCGCGCAGCAAUCUGGAAAAAUUAUCAACAUUUCGUCACGAGCGGGAAAACAGGGAUUGCCCCAAAUGUCGAGCUACGUCGCUUCCAAAUUUGCUCUCGAAGGAUUGACGGCAACUUUAGCGGCGGAAUUGAAAGACCAAGGAAUCACGGUAAAUUCCAUCAGCCCAGGUAUGGUCGAUACCCGGUCCUUUCCGAAAGCGCCCGAAAAACGAGGAGUGCGGACGCCGGAAUCCAUUGCCAAUGGGCUCUGGACGGUGUUGGAAAGUCCUUCAAGCGGGCACUACUUGCAUGUUGACGAGCUCGAUUCAGCGGUCGCACAAGGCUUUUCACCGUCGACUGCUCUCAAACCUAUUAAUGAACUUGGUUUCCAAGCAUAUUUGGAACCCCGAAAACAAGAGAACGCGUCGGGUCCUAGUCAGAAAAUACCGUAA